AUGGACUACGGGCAAUAUAUCGUGGGUGACGGGGGCCUUGCGGCAAAAUCAACUUCAAUCUUGUGCAUCAUUACCUCCAUUUUGGCUGUGUUCAUUUUUCAGCAGAUUGAUACCUCCAGCAUUCCAUUGCUCAAUCCAAGGAAAGCCUUCGAGACUUCGGACAAACGAGCCAAAACCGAGUUUGUACAAAAUGGAGGCAACCUACUCCGUACUUGGUUCAAAGCGAAUCCAGAUAAACCAGCCCGCCUGAUUGGAGACGUCGGCAACGUCAUUGUAUUGCCUCCACAUCUGGCUCAAGAGAUUCGGAAUGACAAGCGUCUUGAUUUUGCGAAAUGGACUUUCAAGUCAUUCCAUGCCCAUCUACCUGGGUUUGAUGGCUUCCGUGAGGGUACAAGCGGAAAGAACCUGGCCCAGAUGAUCAUUACAAAAGACUUGACAAAGUUAUUGAAGUGGCAUACUGUCCCAAUGAAAGAAGUGGUGCUCCGAAUCGUGGCCCAAGUUUCAUCACGAGCCUUUCUUGGCACCGAGCUCUGCCGCCACGAAGGAUGGCUUCGCAUCACCCGCGAAUACACCGUCAACGGCUUUGAAGCCGCCGAAGAGCUGCGCAUGUGGCCGUCAUUGCUACGACCUCUCGUGCACUGGUUCUUGCCCAAGUGUCGCAACCUCCGAAAGCAGGUCAAGGAGGCUCGCCAGGUCAUCAAUGCCACCCUGCACAAGCGACGGGAACUCAAGGAACAGCACAGGGCUCAGGGAAAAGAGAUGCCUCGCUUCGACGACGCCAUUGAGUGGCUUGAACAGGCUGCCAAGGGUGUCUCGUAUGAUCCGGCCGCCGCACAACUGGGGCUGUCGCUCGCGGCCAUUCAUACUACGACCGACCUACUUUGCCAGGCUCUGACGAGAAUUGCCCUAAACCAGGAUAUACUGGUGCCUCUACGGGAAGAGAUCAUUUCCAAUCUUCGAGAGACGGGGUGGCAAAAGAAUUCAUUAUACAAUAUGAAGCUGCUCGACAGUGUGCUGAAGGAAAGUCAGCGCAUGAAGCCCACAGAGAUGGUUUCAAUGACCCGGCUGGCUCUCGAGGAUAUCAAGCUUUCUGACGGCACCGUGAUUCCUGCCAACAGCGGCUUGGCGGUUUCGUCUCACCGAAUGUGGGAUGAACAAGUCCAUACGCACCCAGAGAAAUGGGAUCCCUAUCGGUUUUACAAGAUGCGUGAAGAGCCCGGAAAACAGAAUAUCUCUCAACUCGUUUCCACUGGUCCCAAUCACCUGGCAUUUGGUCACGGGCUCCACGCCUGUCCAGGACGUUUCUUUGCUGCAAAUGAGCUUAAAAUCCUGCUCAUCAUUAUCAUUUUGCAAUACGAUUGGGUUUUGCCGGAAGGGUCGAGUCACCGAGUUUUCGAGCAUGGGUUCACAUUGGUAGGCGACCCUUUUAUCGAGAUGCGCAUCAGAUAUCGUCCACAGGGUAUGGACUUGAUUCGUGGCAAAUAG
Messenger RNA from Pestalotiopsis fici W106-1, 1485 nucleotides. RefSeq lists its product as uncharacterized. The record is from RefSeq and is a predicted model, not a curated record. Lineage: Eukaryota; Fungi; Ascomycota; Sordariomycetes; Amphisphaeriales; Sporocadaceae. The transcript has 4 exons. Gene Ontology annotation, molecular function: iron ion binding; oxidoreductase activity, acting on paired donors, with incorporation or reduction of molecular oxygen; heme binding. Bases 1 to 1485 code for a protein of 494 amino acids.